Messenger RNA from Amborella trichopoda, 1984 nucleotides. Its product is annotated as Tetratricopeptide repeat (TPR)-like superfamily protein. Gene Ontology annotation, molecular function: protein binding. The record is from RefSeq and is a predicted model, not a curated record. Lineage: Eukaryota; Viridiplantae; Streptophyta; Magnoliopsida; Amborellales; Amborellaceae.
UUGGUCGUCCCCACACCAUUUGUCCGCUUCAGUGAGACUCCAUAAAAUCCCGUGGCUCCUUUUUCCAUUGCAGCGGUUGCAUGCACACACCUCUCUCUCUCUCCAAUGUUGCAGGUUGAUUAUCGCAUUCUAUGUUCUUUGACCGAUUCCAAAUGCAGAGUAGUGACUUGUAGACAAAGAAAUAAAAAAGCCCCAGACGUUGAAGACAUGUCAGAUGCGGAAACCAUCAUGCUUGACAAACGUGGGUCAUGGAGGAGCAUGAAUAGCAAAAAGCUCUCAAGAAAGAGGGGUGGUUCAUUAAGGGGACGAGGUUGGAAGUAUGGUUCUGGAUUUGUUGAUGGAAUUUUCCCUGUACUAAGUCCCAAUGCUCAUCACCUUUUGCAAUUUGUCCAAAAGAACCCCGAAAAUAGUAAAUUGUGGGCUUUACUGGGCAAUGUUUCAACUACUCAUGACUUGUGGGAUGACCUCAUAAAUGUUGCUGUUCAAUUUCGUAUCAAGAAACAAUGGGAUCAUAUUAUCUCGGUUUGUGAGUGGAUACUUCAGAAGAGUUCCUUCCGGCCCGAUGUCAUCUGCUAUAAUUUGCUUAUAGAUGCUUAUUGCCAUAAUUCCCAGUAUAAGAAAGCAGAAUCAGUUUACUUGAGACUUCUUGAGGAUCGAUGCAUUCCGACAGAGGACACUUAUGCUCUUCUUAUACGAGCAUAUUGCAAUUCUGGAUUGCUAGAGAAGGCUGAGGCUGUCUUUGUGGAAAUGAGAAAGCAUGGGUUGGCGUCAAGUGUGGUUGUGUACAAUGCCUAUAUUGAUGGCUUGGUGAAGAGAAGAAACACACUUAAAGCAGAAGAGGUCUUUCAGAGGAUGAAGAAGAAUAGGUGCCAGCCAUCAACUGAUACCUAUACAUUGAUGAUCAAUCUCUACGGAAGGGGGAAGCGCUCCCACAUGGCAUUGAAGAUGUUUAAUGAGAUGAAAAAUGUAAAAUGCAAGCCCAAUAUUUGCACUUACACUGCAUUAAUCAAUGCAUAUGCAAGGGAAGCAUUGUGUGAGAAAGCAGAAGAGAUAUUUGAAGCUUUGCAAGAUGCUGGGCAUGAGCCUGAUGUAUAUGUAUACAAUGCCCUCAUGGAAGCUUAUAGUCGUGCAGGUUUUCCAUAUGGAGCUGCUGAAAUAUUUUCACUCAUGCAACACAUGGGAUGUGAACCAGAUCAAGCUUCAUACAAUAUAAUGGUCGAUGCAUAUGGGAGAGCCGGUCUCCAUGAGGAUGCAAGAGCUGUAUUUGAAGAACUAAAGAGACAGGGAAUGAAACCGACCAUGAAGUCUCACAUGCUACUCUUAACUGCAUACUCUAGAAUGGGAAAAGUUGCAGAAUGUGAAGAGAUUGUAAAUCAGAUGCAUAAAUCAGGGCUUGAACCUGACACAUUUGUCCUUAACAGUAUGCUAAACACAUAUGGUCAGAUGGGUUACUUUAAUAAGAUGGAUGAAGUUUUACAUGCAAUGAAGAAAGGACCAUAUGAAGCUGAUAUUAGCACAUAUAACAUACUGAUAAACGUGCACAGUAGAGCGGGCUUUGUUGAUAGAGUGGAGGAAGUCUUCCAAUCCAUUCUUCAGAAGAAUCUAAAACCAGAUGUGAUAACUUGGACUUCAAGGCUUGGUGCCUACUCUAGGAAGAAGCAAUACAAGAAAUGCAUCGAAAUUUUUGAAGAAAUGAUUGAUUCUGGCUGCUAUCCAGAUGGGGGAACAGCCAAAGUUCUUCUCUCCUCAUGCACAAACCAGGAUCAGAUUGAACAGGUGACAACAGUCAUUAGAAUGAUGCAUAAAGAGACGACGACAUUACGUCCUAUCUGACUUCUAAGGGCAUGUACUAUGACCUUUAUUUUGAUUUUUAUUCUUACCAGGUAACUGAGUUCUAAGGAUCUUUUGUGAAUGCUACAUGUGCUAGGAAUGUUUUUGCAUUGAAAAUAUUGAGAUGUAGUGUGGCUAGUGGUAUUUUAUUUCA